UACUAAUUGUUUCCAUCACGCCAAUCGAGUUCUCUUGAUUAAAGUAGGUCACAACAGUACCUUACUAUGAUUUACCAAUUUCUCUUUCUUCUUUUAUCGUUUAUAUAUUAAUGUUCCUGUCUGAAGGUACUGGUGACCCAUUACUACUAGAUACGGAAGCCUGUUAAGCGAAAGCUUCUAUUCCGUACACAGCCAUUUGAACCAUUUGUGCCGUAUCACGACGCGCGCUGACUAACACUUGCGCUACCUUCGUGAUGAAUAUCUCUCACUGUGUGUUCUGGGUAGUUGUACUUCUGUGUGGACCUCUUGCUGGUCGAAAACACAUCCUUAAUCUAAAGGUUUCAAAUAUUUAAUGCUUUACACGAAUUUUAGAACGAUGGUCGUAAGUCAGUCUUAUGCAGUCAUUUCGGGUUUGCAAAGGAUUCAUUUCUCUCCGUUUUUAUCCAGAAACUGCAAGGUGACUUACAAUAUAUAACUUUUACUCUGGAUAAGGCUGGGGAUUCUGGAGUAACGUCACUUAUUGAAUCCAAGUCAAAUUCUUGUUUUUGGGAUAAGUCAUUUAAAUUUAUUUAUCUCUCAUUUGACAAAUCAUCCAAGUUAGCGGUUUGAUGGUAAUAUUCUGACCUCUUUGCUUAAAUAGAUCACUGGUGAUACAUAAUUAUGAUCCAAAUUAUAAAGGUGUAAUUUUUGAAGCCUCUUCUUUAGAAAUGGAAGAGGAUGGUCAACCUGAUAUCAAACCCAUAGGUUUGAUUGACAAUAUUCAAUACGCUCUUACCUGUUUGCGGUUGGUUACUGACCAAAGCCUUUCGUUGGCUAAAGCAAUAAAUGCCAUAAUAUUAUCUGAACCGAAACUUAUAGAAAAAGUCAAAUUUAUGAAUGUAUUGGAACUUCAUCGACAACAGUAUCUUGUCUAUCAACUUCUACGUGAAGUUGCUGAAUACUCACAAAAUACUAAGGAUGAAGAGCAACAAUUCCCAGGUCGUAAAGCUAAAAAUCACAUUGAACCAAGUGAUGAUUCACAGUUGCAAAAAGUUUUCGAAAUCAUCUUAUCUCAAAUUACUCCUUUUGGUUCAUUACAGCGGAUUCCGUACGAAAUGAAAGACAAUGUAAUAAGUGCUAAUUUUACAGUUCGUUUCUUGAAUACAUCUGAAGAAGGCUUAUAUCAUCUGUACUUUCAUAAUUGUGCUGAAUUAAAUGUAGAAUCUGGUAAACGUCAUUCAGUUAACUUAACAUUAAAAAUGGUUGAGAAGAAUAUAAACAGUUAUUUAUCUGCUGGUCAACAACCAUUGCCUAUGCUUUAUGCAAUUUCUUGUUUGGCUUAUUUGUUCCUUAGUAUUUUCUGGUUUGUUUACCUUCGCAAAUCAAAAAAUUCGGUUUAUCGAAUUCAUUAUCUCAUGUUAGCAGUUACUGUUGUCAAAUCAAUUUCACUUGGCUUUCAUAGUGUAAAUUAUUAUGUGAUUGGGAAACACGGUGCUCAUGAAGAAAGUUGGGCUGUUAUGUAUUAUAUUACUCAUAUUAUUCGAGGUGCACUUCUAUUUAUCACUAUAUUACUGAUUGGUGCUGGUUGGGCCUUUAUCAAACAUAUGUUAACACCGCGUGAACGUAAUGUGUUCUUGAUUGUAGUACCUCUUCAAGUUUUAGCCAAUAUUGCUACUAUAAUUAUUGAAGAGUCUGAAGCUGGUGCAGCUCGUUAUGCUACAUGGAAAGAAAUUUUCAUUUUUGUCGAUUUAGCAUGUUGUGGAGCAAUUUUAUUCCCUGUUGUCUGGUCUAUUAGACUUUUAAAAGCAGCUUCUCAAACAGAUGGUAAAGCAGCUAUAAAUCUGCGUAAUCUACGGUUAUUCCGUCAUUUCUACAUUCUGGUUAUUUGUUACGUGUAUUUUACACGUGUCAUUGUCUACCUGAUGACAAUCACUGUAGUGUAUUCGUAUUCAUGGCUUGUGGAAUUAUUCAAGGAAACGGUGACUUUCAUUUUCUUUAUUUCAGUUGGUUAUGAGUUUCGUCCAGUUAAUGAUAAUCCUUAUUUACUCGUUUCUGAUGAAGAUGACGGUGAAGAUACUGUAAUGGAACGUAUGCAAAUGGAAGAUAUAUGGUCUCAGUCUGGUUUAACAGAUGGAGUGACACGAGUACAAAGAUCCCAGUCGAAGCGUAAAUCAAAUAUUCCAAUGAAAACUUAUCCAAAAAGUCAAGAUAAAGAAUCAUUACUACAAGGAGUAGAAAAUGCAUAGUUUUAUUCUAAAUAUAUACUUCUCAAUCCUUUCCCAUCUAAUAUCAAUCUACACUGCAAAACAGAUCAAAAAUAAAACGAUUUUAUGUGUAUACACGUUUGUGAAGUGCUAUUACUACUACUUCUUUUGCUACCAACUAUGUGAUUUUCUUUGAUUAUCUUAUUUCUGUUUUGCAGUUUUAUAAACAUGUAUAGUAAAUAUCCAAGUGUAGAUGCGCAUGUAUGGGAAAUUCGUCCCUAUUUCCCCUCCCGCCCACAAAAACAUUUAUGGUACUUUUCUGAUCUUCUUAUAUCCACUCAUGUUGUUUUCCUAACAGAUAUUUUGUACACACUGAUCCUUCUUUUAUGGUUAUUGUUUUUUUCAUACGAUUAUGUUCGUGUGUACGAGGUCUCUCUCUCUCCCUCUCUCUCUCUCUCUCUCUCAUAACAUUUAUCACUUCAAAACAAACCUUUGAGAAAAAUAAACUCAUCUAUUUUGUCAUUUUUAAAUAAAGCAUACAAAAUGCAUGUAAACUUAUCAUUAUAUUGAGUGGAUUUAAAUAAUACUCCACAAUAAAAACGACAGACAACGAUAAAUUUUGAUAGUGCGAUAAGAAGAUGAAGAUUAUCAGAAUUAUGUCAUAUACUUGCGCAAUACAUAGUUUUUAAGUACAUUUGUGAUCAGAUUGUCCGAAAUGUAUUGCGCAAAGACAUUACAUAAUUCUGAUAACCUUCGUCUUCUCAUCGUAUUAUCCAAAUUUAUCAAAGGAACUAAUUGUUUAAGACAACAGUAAAUUGUUUACAUCAAAAUGAUUAGUUUUAUUUUGUUUUACUCCUGGCUUUUGCCUUUUGAUUGUUACUAUCACUAAAUCCUGUAACAUGAUGACUUGCAGUGCAGAUUUUUAUUUGUUCGUUUCCUUUUUUAAACCUCUAAUCCACUUUCUUGUUUGCAGAAAAAAAUAAAAGUAUCUGUAGUUUUCUCACUUCUACUAUCAUAUUAAAAAUAAUAGCUGAAAUAAGAUUUUGUUUGUAU
This is a messenger RNA of Schistosoma haematobium, 3236 nucleotides long. RefSeq lists its product as uncharacterized. The transcript is spliced from 13 exons. Gene Ontology annotation, cellular component: membrane; Golgi apparatus. NCBI's taxonomy places the organism in Eukaryota, Metazoa, Platyhelminthes, Trematoda, Strigeidida, Schistosomatidae. The coding region runs from base 708 to 2225 and encodes 505 amino acids. The record is from RefSeq and is a predicted model, not a curated record. Gene Ontology annotation, biological process: transport.